Messenger RNA from Eremothecium gossypii ATCC 10895, 411 nucleotides. RefSeq names its product RNA-binding signal recognition particle subunit SRP14 (gene SRP14). Gene Ontology annotation, molecular function: endoplasmic reticulum signal sequence receptor activity; 7S RNA binding. The transcript has a single exon. NCBI's taxonomy places the organism in Eukaryota, Fungi, Ascomycota, Saccharomycetes, Saccharomycetales, Saccharomycetaceae. Gene Ontology annotation, biological process: SRP-dependent cotranslational protein targeting to membrane. The record is from RefSeq and is marked provisional. Gene Ontology annotation, cellular component: signal recognition particle, endoplasmic reticulum targeting. The coding region runs from base 1 to 411 and encodes 136 amino acids.
AUGUCGGAUAGUAAGCACUUACCUACUCACUUGUUCCUUGAGCGGGCAAGAGAAUUUGUGGAAGUAGCCAACAAUACGCAGUCGUCCCUGAAUAUGACAAUGAAGCGGGCUAUUGAGCACGAUCCAGUGGAGAAAAACCAGGUAUAUGACGCUACCAACCAGCCGCUGGCAGACGUGUCUUGUAAAUCUGGGCUUGUGGCCACUAACCAGAAGGAAUAUCCUCUGCUAGUGAGGCUCACGUGCGGGUCACGGGAAAAGAAACUCAAGUGCUCAAGCUUGGUGCGUGCAGAUGAACUUGACAAGUUCUGGCAGGACUACGUGGCGGUACUCAAGGGCGGGAUGUCCAACUUAGUGAAGACAAAGAAGAAGAAGGUUAAGACAAAGGGGAAGAAGGCGGGGGUGAAAAAGUGA